This is a messenger RNA of Schistocerca piceifrons (Central American locust), 5276 nucleotides long. RefSeq lists its product as uncharacterized. The coding region runs from base 62 to 3454 and encodes 1130 amino acids. Gene Ontology annotation, cellular component: cytosol; nucleus. Gene Ontology annotation, molecular function: cation binding; protein serine/threonine phosphatase activity; mitogen-activated protein kinase binding. Gene Ontology annotation, biological process: protein dephosphorylation. The transcript is spliced from 8 exons. The record is from RefSeq and is a predicted model, not a curated record. NCBI's taxonomy places the organism in Eukaryota, Metazoa, Arthropoda, Insecta, Orthoptera, Acrididae.
CGUGAGAGUGUGUUUGGUAUGUGAUUAAAUAGCGUGUGUUUUCAGUGUAAGUUGUUGAAACAUGGCUACUGGUAUGGGUGUUUCUUUGCGCGUUACGGCCAGUUGUAGUCAGGGAGGCCGUCGCUAUAUGGAAGACACAUUCACAGUCGCUUAUCAUCCUCUCGGAGAUGGUUCCGUAGAGUACGCUUACUUUGGUAUUUUCGAUGGCCAUGGUGGUGAGGAAGCAUCGACGUUUGCACGAAUUCAUUUACUGAAUUACAUUAUCGCACAAGAAGAUUUCUGGUCUGAUGAAGAUUCUCGUAUUAAGAGAGCCAUAAGGAAAGGAUUCCUCGAUACUCACGAAGCAAUGUGGCGUGAUGUAGGUAAUUGGCGAAAGACACCUUCUGGUCAUACUAGCACAGCGGGUACAACUGCCACAAUAUGCUUCGUCAAGAAAAGCAAAUUGUAUAUAGGUCACGUCGGAGAUUCCGGAGUCGUUCUUGGAUAUAAGGAAAAAGGGGAAGCUGAAUGGAGAGGGAAACCCUUAACUAGAGAUCACAAACCUGAAGAUCCAGAAGAAUAUAAGAGGAUAGAAAGGAGUGGUGGUAAGGUGCAAAUAAAAGCUGGAAUUUGUCGAGUGGUUUGGAAUCGUUCUCGUGUUUGCCAUACGGGUCCUGUGACACGUUCUGCACCACCCUGCGAGGAAAUACCUUUUCUUGCUGUUGCAAGGUCAUUGGGUGAUUUAUGGAGUUUUAAUCCAACAUCAAAUACUUACGUCGUGUCCCCUGAUCCGGAUGUAAUAGUCUUACCGUUAAAUGUUUCUGUACACCACUGUUUGGUUUUUGGGACUGAUGGUCUGUGGAAUGUUGUCACACCUGAUGCAGCAGUAGCCGUGAUUCAAACUUGUGAAAUACACAAUAGUGCAGAUGUUGUUUUGGAUGGAAACCCGAAACCUGACUUCAAAAAACUUGGUUGGAUUAACCCUGCAAGAAAGCUGGUGGAUGUUGCCUUGCAACGAUGGUCAGAAAAUCAGAUGAGAGCUGAUAACACUAGUGUAAUUGCGGUGAUGUUAGACCAUCCCCUUGAGGAAGUAAAGGAAAAUUGUGAACAUGUAGAGACUAGCAACACUCAAACUGCUGGUGCUUCGGUUUCACGAAAGGGGCCACAGCAGCGUUGUGCUGAUGGCAUCAGAGAAACUGAUAAAAAUUCCAGAUUGCCAUUUGCCACUCCUGGUGAAUGGGUUGGGCCUCCACCUGUAGCUGCAAGAGUGAAAAAUGAACCUUCAUGGAGUCCUGUUGAUGGUGACGUUGAUGCCUCUGUAGUCCCUCCAGCAGUGCGAGACACUAGUUCUGUGGCAGAAGAUACAGCUGGUCGUGUUGUGAAAGUUGGAGAUUCACUUUGCAGUGAUCCUGUAUGUCUGACAAUUAAGGACAAUUGUUCAGUGCGAAGAGAUGAAACAUCUUUGGCUGUGGCACGAGUAGAGGAAAUUAAAGUGUGUUCUGAUGAAAAUAAGGCUACCACUACCACAAAACAACAGGUUACCACGUUUCCAACAUGCUACACAGCAAAACUUGAGAAUUUUUGUCCGGAUUGGCAGCAGACUGUAACGAACAGCUCUUUAAAUAAUGCCGAUAAUGAUACUGUUUUGGAGGGAAGUAGGGUGGAACCACUCCAGAAAAGUAAGAGGAAUCAAUUGAAUGACACAGAAGCUGUUACUUCACUUUUAACUCGCCCAAAUAUGAGAGACCAUUCAAAUGAGAAUGUACCAUUUGCUUCAAAUUUGUUGCAACAGAAAUGGUGGGCAAGGCAGUCUGAGGAUACGAGUACAGUCCUUUCAUCUCACAGGAGCAGAUGGGGUAAACAUAGUAUCAAGAAUAUGAGUUCACCAGUUACUGUUGAUCAUAAGAGGAAACGGAGUCAUUCAGAUGACAGAACACUGGUUUUAUCAUGUUUAAUGCAAAAGAAAAGUUUUAAACCCCAACCUAAUGAUAUUCUCUCAGAUGCAGGUCCCCCAUCACCAGAGAAGAGCUCUAGGAAGCUAUGCAGUGAUGCAGACACACUUAAGUUACCUUCAUGUUCAGUCCAAGAAGUCUGUAAGAAGAAUUCUGAUGAUACAGUUACUACAUUCACAUCCAAAGAGAAGAGGAUAAGGAGCCAGUCAUAUGAUAGGAAAAGAGUCACAACAAAUUUUGCCCAACAGGAAAAGUGUAAUGGAGAUGCUGGUGAUGAACCUACAAUGAACGUUUCUCAAACACAGACCAGAAAUUCUAAGAGGCACAUAGACAGUGAACAGUCAUUUGCUUCAGCAUCAUCAUCAUCUCAACAACAGAAGCGGAGGCGAAACCUAUCAGAAGACACAAAUGGUGCAUCAUCUGUGAAUCAGGAAAGUAUUACUAAAUGUCAGAUUGAUGAAAGAUUAGUUGCCACUACAAAAGAUGGGAAGAGAAGUUGGAGCAAAGAAUCUGUUCUCAGGCAAUCGGUUGCUUCAUUUCCAAAUCAACUUAGAGGGAGGAGAAGCCAGUCUGAUAACAGAAAGGUAAUCACAUCAUCUGUUAUUCUUAUGAGGACUCGCAGAAGCAAGUCUGUUGAUGCAUGCAGAGAUAUUUCUGCUUUGAACAAGGAUGAUAGCUCCAAGAUUGAUGCUGAUGACAGGCAGUUACUAGCUACUUCUACAACUCCACAGAAGAAGAGGAAAAGGAGGAGGAGGAGCCAGUCACAUGACACCUUAUGUUCCUCAGCCUUGCAGGCAGCAACAUCUCUAAACCACACCAGUAAUGACCAGUUAAUUAUUUCUCCUCAUGUUAACCAUAAGGGCAUUAGGAGGAGUAAGUCUCUUGAUGGGAAGACAUUCACGUCAUCAGUAAUGCAACGUAGGGAUUAUAGGCGACACUCUGUUGCUUCACAAUCUCUUGUUACGCCUGUAACACAACGAAGUAAUUGGGAACAGGCCAUUGACCGGCAAACAAACGUAUCAUUUUCAUACCAACAGCACAGUUUGGGAAACGAGUCUGAUAACAGGCAUGCAGUUACCUCAUCGCGAGUGAAGUCUGGAUUGAGUUGCUCAAGAAAUGGGCACAAUUGUGGGAAGCGCUGGGGAAAGAGAAGAAAAAUGACCUCCACACAUGUUGGACAACUACGCCGAAAUGCAGCUGUGACUCGUAGAAGGCCUUCUGCUUCUCUGAUGGUCACAUCAAGUAGGUCAGUGUGGCCACAGAAUUCAUCAUCAGACUCUCAUAAAGCAACUGUUGGUUCUGUCAGAGAACCAGGGAGAAUUCUGCGUUCUGUAACGGCAGCUGUUAUUGCGGAAUCGCUUCCAAUUGCCAAAAAGUUGCGAUCUUCUUCUUGUCAAGCACAGCCAAAAUGUCACUAUGGGUGUGGCUUGACAUGGAGAAAGGUCUGUGACCACUGUUUUACAAAACGAAGUAAUGUGCAUAGCAGGAAUGUACCUAGUGUAUGUAGAUACCAUUUUAAGUGACAUAGGAGGUGGGUUAGUGUAUGUAAAACCAGUAGUCCAAAGUACAUAAAAGGAACAUGGACAUUUUGGUGAAACACGAAAGUGAAGGUAGCAGAGAAAAAUACCUUGUAGUCAGCCCACAAUAAACAUUUAAGGGUGUCUCCAAAUGACAUGAAUUUCCUAAAACAAAAAUAAUACUGCAUUUGUGCAUCAGUUAUCUAUAUUUACAAUUAAAUUUAUGUGCCUACAUGUUGCCAGAUAUUACUCUUCAACUCUUGAACAUUUAUGUAUGAGAGAUUUUGAAUCGGUGAAUAAUGGAGCAUAUUUGAUGACCUUUCUCACCUUUGUUCUUGGUACGUAUUUCCAUAACUGUACAAAUAUUGCUAUAUACCAGUUGAUAUUAAGAAAUAUAUGUGUAUAAAACAUCUGAUAUUUUUAGAUUUUUGUGAAUUUUCAUUGCACUGAUAGUACCAGAUAUUGAACUAUUUUGAUUAAAAAAUUGUACCAGCAUACAUAGUCUCAGUUUAGUGUGUGUGUGUGUGUGUGUGUGUGUGUGUGUGUGUGUGUGUGUGUGUGUGUGUGUGUGUGUGUGGGCACGCGCACGCGCAGGCAGGGUGGGUGCAUACACGCAGUUUGAGCCAUAAGUGGUUCGGCAUGUUGUAGUACUGAUCAUUUCACUUUUUCCUCAAGCCUUUCACCAGAUAAUAAGCUGUACUAUACUGAAAUGAGACAGUUUUAACUAGACAAAUCAACAGUUGCUUCGUGUAAUGAGAUAUAAAUUGGCUGCAACUGUUCACUGAAAGACAUACACAAGGUGGUACAAAUAGUUACUGAAGUAUGUAAUUAUAAUUUUAAUUUAUACUGAUGAAUUAUAUUCUUUAUAUUUAUGACCAAUGAAUUAUAUUCUGUAUAUUUAUGACCAAUGCCUUAGGAAGUUUUGUGUGUAUGGUAUUAUGUACGUGUAUAUAUAAAUAAAACAUAAUGUAUUUUUGCUGUUUGUAGAACAACUUACCAGUAUGUCUAGCUACCAAAAAUGAUACAGUUUUUAUUACUACUUUCUUUCAGAAUUGUGAUAUUUGUCAGUGAUUUUAGCUUGUAAAUAUGUAGAAAUAUAGGUUGGUGAAUGUUUUAAAUUCUGCAGUGAUUUUUUGUAAAUCAGAGUAUACAUACUAGAUAGACCAAAUUUAAUUUAAUCUGAAUAAUGUACUGGUGGUUUUUAUAGUUUCUGAAAAUACUUGCAGACAAAUUAUUUACCAGUGAACUGUGAGAAAUAGACUGAUUGUGUAAUGAAGUAAUUCAGCAAUUACUGUUAAGGUAAAUUUUCUGAUGUGACUGUCCUGCCAGUUCUGUAUAUUUUGGCUUCAUGAUAUUUAUGAUUUUCAAAUAGGCUGUGAACACUUACGUCAAGUAUUUAUAUGAUAUCAUACUUCAUUCGUUUGUUCGUUUCUGCUGAAACAGCAGCAGUUACAUUGAAGCUGAGCCAAAUGGUUAAGUAACAUGCAUGUUCCAUUAAAAAAUCUAUUCGAAUUUUGUUCUUUGCAAAUGCACAGAAAAUUGCAAUUACUCGUAUUUUAAAAAGUGACUGUAUGUUUCAGAGAGAACCUUAUGUUAGACAUGAAAUGUCUUCUUUUCUCGUAAAAGAUUAUUGUGCAUUAUAAAAUCUACAGUAUAGUGUGCACUGGUGCUGUUCUCCAGAUACUGUGUUAACUAUUGCAUUUUCCUGUGGGUGCGAGAAUUUAAUAAUAUUUGAAAACUGCCAAUUUUCUCCUUGAAAAAAUACUGUAAAUAAAUGUAAUGUGUACAUUUAAAAAUGAAAAAAAUGGAAAAAAAUAUGGACUGAACU